Molecule: messenger RNA, 2013 nt
Organism: Bufo bufo (common toad)
Lineage: Eukaryota; Metazoa; Chordata; Amphibia; Anura; Bufonidae
Product: gastrula zinc finger protein XlCGF26.1-like
Exons: 3
Biological process (GO): regulation of transcription by RNA polymerase II
Molecular function (GO): DNA-binding transcription factor activity; RNA polymerase II cis-regulatory region sequence-specific DNA binding
Source: RefSeq, a predicted model, not a curated record
AUGCCUUAUAACUGUACUGGGAUCUCAGAGAAACAUCUGGUAUCUUUAGAUUUUGAAGUAGAUGAUUGUGGUAUCACACGAGAUACAAAUGGAGAGCAUGCCAGCAUCCAAGAUAUACCUUCAUCCAAUCACAGAAAAAAUGUAUCACUUGAUCCUUUUAAACAGGUCCGAUCUUCUGAUUCAUCACAGACUGUAACACAGAAUAAAAGUCGUAGAAGAGGUGUUAAACAUCAAACAGUUCACGUAGGAGGGAAGCCAUUUUCAUGUUCAGAAUGUGAGAAAUGUUUUAAGCAUAAAUGGGCUCUUGUUACACAUCAGAGAAUUCACGCAGGGGAGAAGCCAUUUUCAUGCUCAGAAUGUGAAAAAUGCUUUAAUCAUAAAUCCGCGUUUGAUACACAUCAGAGAAGUCACACUGGAGAGAAGCCAUUUUCAUGUUCAGAAUGUGAGAAAUGUUUUACCGAUAAAUCAUCUCUAUUUAAACAUCAGAGACUUCACACAGGGGAGAAGCCAUAUGCAUGUUCAGAAUGUAGAAAAUGUUUUAGUUGUAAAUCAGAACUUGUCACACAUCUUAGAAUUCAUACAGGGGAGAAGCCAUAUUCAUGUUCAGAAUGUGGGAAAUGUUUUAGAUGUAAAUCAGAACUACUAACACAUAUGAGAUUUCACACAGGGGAGAAGCCAUUUUCAUGUUCAGAAUGUGAGAAAUGUUUUCAUUCUAAAUCGCAUCUUGUCACACAUCAGAGAAUUCACACUGGUGAGAAGCCAUUUUCAUGUUCAGACUGUGGUAAAUGUUUUCCCAACAAAUCAGCUCUUUAUACACAUCAGAAAACUCACAUAGGGGAGAAGCCAUUUUCAUGUUCAGAAUGUGAGAAACGUUUUUAUCAAAAAUCAGUUCUUGCUACACAUCAGAGAAUUCACACUGGAGAGAAGCCAUUUUCAUGUUCAGAAUGUAGAAAAUGUUUUAGUUGUAAAUCAGAACUUGUCACACAUCAUAGAAUUCAUACAGGGGAGAAGCCAUAUUCAUGUUCAAAAUGUGGGAAAUGUUUUAGAUCUAAAUCGAAUCUUGUCAAACAUCAGAGAAUUCACACUGGAGAGAAGCCAUAUUCAUGUUCAGAAUGUGGGAAAUGUUUUCCCAACAAAUCAGCUCUUAAUACACAUCAGAAAACUCACAUAGGGGAGAAGCCAUUUUCAUGUUCAGAAUGUAGAAAAUGUUUUAGAUGUAAAUCAGAACUUCUAACACAUCAGAGAAUUCACACUGGAGAGAAGCCAUUUUCAUGUUCAGAAUGUGGGAAAUGUUUUCAUGUUAAAUCAUCUCUGGUCACACAUCAGAGAAUUCACACUGGAGAGAAGCCAUUUUCAUGUUCAGAAUGUGGGAAAUGUUUUCAUGCUAAAUCACAUCUUGUCACACAUCAGAGAAUUCACACUGGAGAGAAGCCAUUUUCAUGUUCAGAAUGUGGAAAAUGUUUUACCAAAAAAUCAGCUCUUAAUACACAUCAGAAAACUCACACAGGGGAGAAGCCAUUUUCAUGUUCAGAAUGUAGAAAAUGUUUUAGAUGUAAAUCAGAACUUUUAACACAUAUGAGAAUUCACACAGGGGAGAAGCCAUUUUCAUGUUCAGAAUGUGGGAAAUGUUUUCCCAACAAAUCAGCUCUUAAUGCACAUCAGAAAACUCACACAGGGGAGAAGCCAUUUUCAUGUUCAGAAUGUAGAAAAUGUUUUAGAUGUAAAUUAGAACUUCUAACACAUAUGAGAAUUCACACAGGUGAGAAGCCAUUUUCAUGUUCAGAAUGUGGGAAAUGUUUUCAUUCUAAAUCGCAUCUUGUCACACAUCAGAUAAUUCACACAGGAGAGAAGCCAUUUUCAUGUUCAGAAUGUGAGAAACGUUUUUAUCGAAAAUCAGCUCUUGCUACACAUCAGAGAAUUCACACUGGAGAGAAGCCAUUUUCAUGUUCAGAAUGUGGAAAAUGUUUUUACAGUAAAUCCUCUCUUGUUCUACAUCAGAGAACUCACAUAGAG